Molecule: messenger RNA, 5901 nt
Organism: Amyelois transitella
Lineage: Eukaryota; Metazoa; Arthropoda; Insecta; Lepidoptera; Pyralidae
Gene: Ack
Product: activated Cdc42 kinase Ack
Exons: 10
Coding region: 257-3016 (919 amino acids)
Biological process (GO): protein phosphorylation
Molecular function (GO): protein binding; protein tyrosine kinase activity; ATP binding
Source: RefSeq, a predicted model, not a curated record
AUGAUGAUUGUAACUGUGUUGCUUGUAAUUUGAGAAAUAUAAUUAAAAAAUAGCUAUUUAAAACUUUUAUUUUCAGUGGUAAUGGUAUAAUGUGACUUAGUGAAUGUUGUUUUGUAUAAUAUUCUUCGUCUUUGGGUUAUGUCAAAUCUACAAGGCUAUCCCAUUACCAUAAUUUCCCAACAUUCGCAAUCUUCAUGCCUGGAACUUCCUGCUUGAGAUGAUACUUGUCUUGAUCUAGUAACUAGUUUUUUUAAAGAUGGAUUCAGGAACAGAUUGGUUAUGUGAGAUUCUGCAAAAUGUACAGCUUGAACAAUUUUAUUUACCAAUAAGGGAUCAACUACAGAUAACAAGAUUAGCACAUUUUGAUUACGUACAUGCUGAAGAUUUAGAGAGGAUUGGAAUCAGUAAGCCUGGUGUUCGUAGACUAUUUGAUGCAGUCAGGAAGAAGAAAUUGCAAUUAUGGAACCGCAAGUUUUGGAACAAAUUGUUUGGAUCAUCAUCAAGUUCUAUGUCAAGAGAGAAAACUGAUGCUGCACUGAAGCCUCCCCAACCAGCAGAACCUAGAACCACUUGUAUAAUUUUAGAGAAAGAUAUUAUAUUACACAAUGAACUAGGCAAUGGUUCAUUUGGGGUAGUUAAGAAGGGAGAGUGGGUAGUUUCAAAUCACCCUCAGCAGACCAUUCCAGUGGCUGUCAAAGUUUUGAAAGCUGAUGCUUUUUCACAGCCUGGGAUUUAUGAUGAUUUUAGACGAGAAGUGGAAGCCAUGCAUAGUUUGAAACAUAUCAAUUUGAUUAAGUUACAUGGGGUUGUAUUCCAUCCCUUAAUGAUGGUCUGUGAGCUGGCUCCUAUGGGUGCUUUGUUGGAUUAUAUCAGAGCCCAAAAUGGGAAGGUUUCAUUGAACUUUAUAUUAAAGUGGUCCAGCCAAGUGGCAGCAGGCAUGGCGCAUUUGGAGAAAAACAGAUUUCUGCAUAGAGAUCUUGCAUGCAGAAAUAUUUUGCUUUCAACGUUAGAUUUAGUGAAAAUCGGUGACUUUGGAUUGAUGCGAGCUUUGCCCGAUGCGGAUGACUGCUACGUAAUGAGCGAGCGUCGCCGCGUGCCGUUUCCCUGGUGUGCGCCGGAGUCGCUUCGUACCAGGCAAUUCUCGCAUGCUUCCGACGUCUGGAUGUUCGCUGUUGCUCUGUGGGAAAUGUAUACUUUUGGCGAGGAACCAUGGAUGGGCCUGAACGGAUCGGAAAUUUUGCGAUUAAUAAUGCGCGAAGGCCAGCGUCUAACAGCGCCGAAUGCCUGCCCGCCCGACGUUUACAUGCUGAUGAUGCAAUGCUGGGACCUCAACCCCAAGGAGAGACCCACCUUCGCGGGCAUCCUCAGAUAUAUGGAGAUGAACAAGUUUGAGACAGCCGUCGCUGCGCUUAGCUACAAGAGACAAGGACAGAUGACGAUCGAGGCGGGCGACGCCAUCGUGCUCAUAGACAAGCGGCCGGAGCUACACUGGUGGAAGGGGCAGAACCAGAGGUCGCUGGAAGUGGGUUUGUUCCCGAGCACUUUAGUAUCAGCUACCAAAAGCAAGCAGGGCGCAACGGCGAAGAAAUCUCACACUUUGUCUCCCGUGCGAAAAGCUUCUAUCCAAUCUUCAUCAUCCACCCUUCUCCAAACAAACGGUGCCAUAGACUCCGUGGCACUCCGCAAAAGACGCACCAUAGAGUCCACGCAGCCUCCCUCCAUACGCGGAGGCAACACGGGCAGCAAACAUUUCAACUAUAACAAACUGGUCAAUGAUAGGACACUGAAAACGGCAGAAAGGAUGUCGAGGUCUGCGAGGGACGCGUAUUCGAAAAGCUUGAGCCAAGUAAAAGAGGACCUGUUGAUCGACCUGGAUUUGCCUCCGUGUCCCCGAACGGGCGCAGCAAAGACAUCGACCUCCAACAACGUGUCCAUACUAGACGAGCCCAUCGACGUACCUGAAAUUAAUCUAGAACCUGACUGGGGAGACCCGAGUAUAGAGAGCCUUCCAUCCUACAGCUCCAACUCAAGAACACAGCCAAACCUCUACGGUGCCAAGUCGUUAGAUAACUUAUCUAUGCUAAAUAAUAUCACCACAAACAGUAUAACAACCCAGCCAGACCCCUUCGACACAUCACAAUUUUGGCCAACAUCCAACCAAACCACCCCGCGACCUAACUACGAUAUUCAAGUUGAUGAUAUUCCUAACAAUAGACAAGAAUCUCAUAGGUAUUCCGCAGAUAAUCUCCUAGCCUCGACCAGUUCAGACUCGACACAAAUAUACAACAACGUACCACUAAAUAACUCAUCACAACCUAAUAAUUCUCUUUAUGGUGCUAUACCUAGUUCUAAUGCUCUCUCUAUAGAAAGAAAUGUCAAUGAACCCAGCGUAGCCACCGCUUUAGCGCAGUUGUCAUUGGACGACAGAAUAUCAGAAUCAUUGAAUCUCAGAUACAAGAAUACGAAUAGUGAUAAUAUUUACUCGAAUAGCGGCAUUUACGGCGACGCGCAAUCUUCGUCAGCCGAUGCUAACCACUCGAAUAAUCGAUAUAAUGACAUACCCGUUUACAACAAUUACGAUGUGAACUCUUCUCAGCAGCAAUUUAUAUUGGAAACUAAGGAUUAUUAUAAGAAAUUGUCGACGCCGAUCGGUGCUAAAAAUACGAACGAUUACGAGAAGAAUAUAUACGUUCCUAAAUACGAAGACGACGGUGAGAAGUUGAGGAACUUUAGUGAUUCGAUGGAGAAUUCUAAGAAUUAUUCCGCGAUGAAGUAUCAGAAUGUUGAAUAUGGUAAUUAUUCUAAUUAUAGUAGUUUUUAUGGGUCAAGUAUUGCGUCUACGUCUAGGGAUGUUUAUGAUGAAGUGAACGAUACGGCCAGUAAUGUGUAUAGUGAGAUCGGUGAGGGCGGGUACAGUGCUGCCACCUACAGCAACACCGCGCUCUAUGACGAAGUGUGCGAGGAGCCCGUGCCGCGCCCACACCGGCCCGCGCCGCCCAGACCUUCCAAACCUUAAUUCACUUACUGAAUUUAAAAGACUUUGAUUGGUCAGACAUGUUUGUUUUGAUAAGCCAUUUACGAUUCGAAAGAAGAAAGUUUAUUAAUUUUGGUAGCUUUCCUUUUCUAUCUUUUAUUAUCUAUCUUAGCUUUUUCUAUCUGAAGUCGGUGUAUCAUUUUAAAAUGGUUUGUUUCAUAUUAGAGUGAACAGGAUCAAAAGUUCAUUCCGUGAACAAAAAUAGCAUAAGACGAAAGACGUGGAAAGUUUGUAUAUAUUUUGUCACUUAUAUGUUUUACUACUUAUGCGGCUUCGGGGAAUGGAAUGUUGCUCUUCUAACCUUAGGAAUAUCAAGCUAUUAAUUUUCUGUCUUUUAGCUAGUUCAAUAACAAUUCUGCAAUAUUACUAAAUUAAAAUAUGGUUUGUUUAUUAUGGAUUCAAAACGAUGUAAACAAAUCUUCAUGAUUCUCUAUGAUAAAAAUCAUCUCGUGCAAUAGGUUUAUAUUGGGUCAUAGUUAGUUUAUAUUUAGUCGAAGUAAGCAUAAUAGGUCCAAAAUUAAGAAUUUUUAAUUUUUUUAAAUAAUAAUAAAUUUAACAUAAAACAUAAAACAAAUUACAAAAAAUAUAAUUCAAAUGUUAUCCUGUGCCUUUCAUACAUAUAGUUUUAAUACAAGAAAUGUUAUAAUAGUCAGCCUUCAAUAUUUUUAUUCUUUACCUUUUUGUUGUGAUGCUUAAGCAACCAUAUACUCAUUUUUACACAUUGUAAUUAAUAAGCUAAAUAAAUUAUAUUAUUUUAAGUUACAUUUAAGUCGAUUGAGUGCUUUGAAUGCAGAAUCAAUGUUCGUUGUACGCAUGGAUAUUUUUAAAUUUUAUAUUUAUAUUGAAAAUAACCAAGCGCCUCUCUACAUAUGUAAAACCUAAAAAAUCCUAUGCUAAGCAAAAAUACUGUUUUUAUCCAUGGAUUGGAUAUGUACAUUGUUCACAGACAAAAUCUAGCUAGAUUCCGCACGUACACCCAUCAAUGAAGACCAAGCGUACCUAUCACAUUUUUCUGUUUACUGUAAAUACUACAAGCUGAAAUAAAGGUUAAAAUAUCUUUUUGCUCCUAACUGCUUAUGUCGAUUUGUGACGAUCAAUUAUUUAAUGAUAGUUUGUAAAAAGGUCCGUUUGACAAGCGAUUUGGCACUUGAGGGGUUAGUUAACAUGUUUUGCUCUCAGUCAGUUAUCGGAAAUUACACAUGGAAAAUUUUUAUUGGCAAAGGAAAUUUUCACGGCAUGCUUGGACAUUGAAACUGAUUGAAAUAUUUAUUUUCACAUUUUCAUGGAAGUUUAAUUUGUCAUCGCCCAAGCUGUGAAAAUGCCCUUAACGAAUAAAAAUUCUAAUAAGGCUCUUAGAUUUUAUUAUUAAAAUAAUUUUUCAAUUGGCGGCUUUUAUCUACGUUAUUUUAAUGAUGUGACUUGUAAAUAGUGCAGUGCUGUAUUUUACUAGUUCUAUAGAGUGUUCGUUAGGAAACUGUCAUUUCAUGACAAUUUAAUGGUUUUAUUAACGUUAUUAAAUACACUGAUCAGAUUGACCGAUAUUCAUUUAACAAAAAUGGAAAAUGAUCAAAUCGUGGAAAUUAUUCUGAUGUUCUGUUAUAAAAAAAGUAUGACAAAGCAUGAUAGCAAAAUUAUUUGUGAUAUUAGUUGAAAAAUUGAUGAUGUAGUAAUUAUAGUGGAUUUAAUAACUAAGUUGAGAACUUGUCAUAAGUCUCGAAUACUUUUCGUUUGUAGUUGUUUAAGUUAUUUAAUUUUUAUAGGUUAGGAGUUUUGUGAUCAAACACAAAUUAUUUACUAGCAAAAAAGUGCUAUUAAUUUAUCUUAUGAGUGUGGUGUAUUUUUGUUAACAUUUUCCCUCAAAACAGUCGAGGUAUCAGUAUUUAUUAUAAAUAUUUAUAUCAAGAGACAGAAAAACAUCACAUGGUGCCUCACCAUUACGUACCUGUUAGAUAAGUUCGCCAUCACAAACCACAUCACAGUUAAACCAUGAUCCAAUCUAGGUUAGAUUCUCAGCGGUCACGGAGGUCAGAAAUCUGUACAUGUUGGUACCUUCUUUGAAAGGUUCUGUGCAAAGCGGCCUCAACUCUCAGGAGAGGAGCUCUGAAGAGAAUGGUUAAAUUUGAUGCAUUUUUGAAGGCAGUAUUAUUAAGAGUGUAUGCAAUAACCUUAAAUAAAACGCCCGGGCUUCGAAAACUAGUCUUCAGAAUCGAAUCUUGAGAUCUCAUUUUCAGGAGAAUCUAACCCAUGUUGGGUCAUAGAUACACAUGUUGCCUGAAUGUGCAGGUUUUACUUACGAAGUUUUCCCUUCAUCAUAACUCAGUAAAUAGUCAUUGGUUCAGCGAGACUAAUUUAACUAAGUUAUUUUUAAACAUUACUUUUAUUACUAAUGUAUCCCUGCUCAGUACCAACGUAGGUAUUUGUAUUUCAAUGCAGCUAUCGAUAAUUAAGAGUUUGUUUUAUAAUUGAUGAUUACUUUUUUAAAAUUAUGGUAGCAUUAGGGUUCAGAUUUGUACGAUCCCAGUUGUAGUCGAUCCAAAUUGAGAGGAAAUAUACUUGCCUAUUAUUUCUUGUGUAUUAUAAAGCCUCCAUGGAUAAAUGAACGCAUUUUAAGCUGUUGGUUCUUAUCGCCAUCUGUCGGUCGUUUUAUAUACCUAAAUGAAAGAUUCCGUUACGCGGUUUUGUUUUAAAAUCCCAUUUCAGAUGGUAAGCAGUAUCGGUUGAAAUGGAGUCAGUGAGAAAUACCUACUUAAAAAAUAAUUGUAAUAAUAAUUUAGCAUGUGGAGUAUACAGAGGACACUGAUCGGAAAUAAACAAACAUGUAACAAUGUAAAUUGUAAAAAUGUAAAAUAUAACCUUAACAAAAAUAA